GGCCGUCUCCUCUCCUCACGGAGAACUGACUCGAAACCGCUGAGAGGCAACAGAGAAACCGCACGGACUGAACGAGGCGGCGGAAAUAAAACAACUCGAGGCUGGAGGCUGGCUGGCUUCCUUGCCGCUGCCCGGCUGAAAAAGCCCCCGAAGCAGAGGCUUCCGGUUGAAGCAAAGCAAGAGCGCGAGGGCGCCGUCGGGCAUGGGGAUCGUGGAGACGUGGAUGCGGGAGAAGCCCAUCCGCACCUUCCUCGCCCAGCUCUCCACCCGCCGGGCGGCGGCGGGGGCCGCGGCCCUGCUCGCUUCCUCCUCCGCCGCCGCGGCGUCCGCCGACGGCGAGCCCGGCGACCGGAGCAUCCCGCAGCUCUCCUCCAUCGCCAACUCCGUCGUCUCCCGCUGCUCCAGGUCUGAAGGAGGUCAACAGAACACAAACAAAUAAAGGCAACAACCUGUAGCGUUGCAGGAUGGUUAAUUAAUGCAAUAAUCACUGAUCAAGCACUCAUGCUAACUUGUUAAGGGGAGUACUGAGAAUCAUAUGCUAGCCACAAUUGGAUCAACUUCCAUAGCUUACUAUUGUCUAUUGUAGUUAUCUUUAAUUUUUAAAUACACUGACAUGAUCAUGUUUCUGCUUUGUUUGACCACUCUUAUAUGAUUUAAGUUGUAAUUUCUUGUUAUGCCUGACAAACUUCUAACAAGUUUCUUCUCAAAUUAACAUUUUCAGGGUUCUUGCUCUUGCAACCGAAACCUUGCAGCAAAACUUUGAAGUUGACUAUCCCGAUAGUUGUAAGGAGUCUAAUACAUAUGCAAAGGAAUUUUUAGAGUACUGCUGCCACAAAGCUCUCCAUGAAGUAACUACACGUCCAGAUCAUUUGGCUGAUAAGAAUCUUCGCCGUUUAAUGUUUGAUAUGAUGCUUGCGUGGGAACACCCAGGUGCUGUUGUUGAGGAUGAAUUAUCAGAAAAUCAUUCUGCUUUGCGUACAACUGUGGAUAUUGAAGAUGAUGACGAGGGAUCAAUUUUUUAUGCAAAUUCCACAAGAUUGGCGGUUCAAGUCAAUGACAAGAAGACAGUUGGCUUAGGUGCUUUUGCACGAAUAGCACCUUCAUGCCCUAUAAUAGCUGACUUGGUUACUGUCCACAAUCUGUUCGAUGCACUCACAUGUUCAUCUGGUGGCCGCUUGCACUUUUUCGUGUUUGACAAGUAUAUCAAAAGUUUAGACAAGGUAUUCAGAUCUGUCAAAGGUAUAUUGCAGUCACCGCUUGCUUCAAGUUUUCAUCUUGAUGCUGGGGAAUGUAUCUUAGCUAUGGAUGGAGACAGGCCUAUUCAUCCUGUUUUUCAACACAUUGGAAUAUCAGCAUGGCCAGGAAGAUUGAUUCUUACAACUCAUGCUCUUUACUUUCAGAGUAUCAAAGUGGGUUAUGGUGACAAGAUUGUUAAAUAUGAUUUAGCAACAGAUUCUGAUCAGGUUAUCAAGCGUGAUUUUACUGGGCCAUUGGGUGUUCGCCUGUUUGAUAAGGCUGUGAUGUACAAAUCAAGCACUUUAACAGAGCCAAUUUAUUUUGACUUCCCUGAAUUAGGAGGUCCCUCACGAAGAGACUAUUGGUUAGCAAUCGCUCGUGAAGUAUUGCAGGUGAAUAAAUUCAUCAGGAAGUUCAAUCUUGAAAACGUUCAGAGAGCGGAAGCACUCUCAAAAGCUAUCCUGGGCAUCUUGAGAUACUCUGCUGUGAAAGAAGCUUUUCAUAUUUCUCCUUCUCACUUUAAGACAACACUCACUUUUAGCUUAGCAGAAAAACUUCCAAAAGGAGACAUGGUCUUAAAAGCCUUGUAUGCUAACUACUUUCAACUGUUGGACACUUCGUUGAGUCAUUUGGUGACUGAGUCACCCGUUGACAAUAGGCUGCAGAACCAUUCAUUACCAUUUUCAUUAUAUGCUCUCUCUAGAAUGGGAUUUAUAUUACUGAAGAGAAAAGAUGAAGCUCAAAGUGAGAUAAGCUUUUGUGCUGUUUGCUUUGGUGUAACAAAAUCUCUAGAGGCUGCUUUGGAAGAGUCAAUUUGUUACUCUGAGAGAAUAGAUGCAGCACGUGCAACUAUAGAUCAAGUAAAGGUGGAAGGUGUGGAUGCAAAUCUUGCCCUCAUGCAGGAGUUACUUUUCCCAUUCACUCAAGUAGUCAAACUCACUUACUCAUUGACCAAGUGGGAAGAUCCUCUGAAAUCAUUUCUGUUCUUAGCUUUUACCCUGUAUGUUAUUCAAAGGGGAUUUAUUGCUUACAUGUUGCCCUCAUUUUUUUUGGCAUUUGCUGUUGUUAUGCUCUGGCAUAAGUACAAUGGAAGGGAGCAAUUAUUGGGAGUGCUUGAAGUAAGAACUCCUCCAAGUAAAAAUCCUGUUGAGCAAAUCUUGACCUUGCAGGAUGCUAUAUCCAAGUUGGAAGAAACUCUACAGUCUGUAAAUAUUGUUCUUCUAAAGUUCAGAGCUGUCUUGUUUGCAGCUGUUCCAAAGACAACUGAAAUGGUCGCAGUGGCAUUUCUUGCUGCAUCUGCAUUUCUUAUCUUUGUACCUUGGAGACAUCUGCUCCUGAUUGCAGUCCUGGAGGUGUACACAAGAGAGAUGCCGCUAAGGAAACAGAACACUGAAAAGUUCCGCCGGCGGAUUAGAGAGUGGUGGGCCCGCAUUCCAGCCGCUCCUGUGCAGAUGAUCAAACCCAACGAAAGCAAGAAAAAGAGAUGACAAUGUGCUCCGUGCUGUUGCAAAGAGCUCACAAUUUUCCCUGUUUCCCAUUCCUAUUUUUCACCUGACCAGCUAACCUGUACAUAUCUCAAACCCUCUUGCCUCAUUGUUACAGAGAUAUUCUUACUGAUCAAAGCUAGCCAAACUAGUAAUCAAUUCAAUGCAUAGUGCCAUUGCUAUGAGUGUACACUGUACAAAUAUAUGAUCGAAAACAAAUUAAUGCUGUAUUUUCUUUCGUUGAUUGUGUAA
Molecule: messenger RNA, 2972 nt
Organism: Oryza sativa Japonica Group (Japanese rice)
Lineage: Eukaryota; Viridiplantae; Streptophyta; Magnoliopsida; Poales; Poaceae
Source: RefSeq, a predicted model, not a curated record